This is a messenger RNA of Fulmarus glacialis (Northern fulmar), 204 nucleotides long. RefSeq names its product mannose-binding protein C-like. Bases 1 to 204 code for a protein of 67 amino acids. The transcript has 2 exons. NCBI's taxonomy places the organism in Eukaryota, Metazoa, Chordata, Aves, Procellariiformes, Procellariidae. The record is from RefSeq and is a predicted model, not a curated record.
AUGCGCAAGGAGCCGCAGCGCCUGCUUGGUUCCCCCUCAGCUCGGUCGGUUCCCGACCGAGACCCCGCACUGUUCUGGAACAGAGGUGAACCCAACAACGUGGGCCACCAAGGCGAGGACUGUGCCACCAUCUUCUCCAACGGCCACUGGAACGACAUUAGCUGUUCCGACGUCAAGGCUUGGAUCUGUGAGCGCAGCUGCUAA